This is a messenger RNA of Wasmannia auropunctata (little fire ant), 599 nucleotides long. RefSeq names its product ankyrin repeat domain-containing protein 39. The transcript is spliced from 2 exons. Bases 12 to 599 code for a protein of 195 amino acids. Lineage: Eukaryota; Metazoa; Arthropoda; Insecta; Hymenoptera; Formicidae. The record is from RefSeq and is a predicted model, not a curated record. Gene Ontology annotation, molecular function: protein binding.
UACGAUAAACAAUGGAGCAUUCUGACGAUCACAAAACGUGUUGCGAACUGACUGCCUCACGGUACAAUGUUUGUCAGACCGUAGACGAAAUCGGUUUCGAACGCGGGAUUUGGACAGCAGCGCUGGAAGGUGACGUGGAUCGCGUCAACAAGCUACUGCGGAAGGGCGUCUUCGUCGACCAGCCGGACUCCGCCGGCUACACGGCGUUGCAUUACGCAACGCGCGGCGGGCAUAUCCGCGUGUGCGAGAUUCUGCUGGAGCACGGCGCGCAGGUGAACGCGUGCACCCGCGGCAUGCGAGCGACGCCUCUGCACCGCGCGGCCGGCACGGGCCACGCCGAAGUCGUCGAGCUGCUGCUGCGCCACGGCGCGGCGCCCGAUCUGACGGACGCGGACGGUCGGACGGCCCUGCACCGGGCGAUCCCAAUGAUAGGCGGCUCCGCUGAGGGCGUUGAGAUCGUCAAGAGGCUGCUGCCGAUCACCGAUCGCACCGUCAAAGACAAUCACGGUCAGACUGUGGACGACGUGUUCGAACGUUGGAAAACGACGGAGAGCGACGUCGAGAGAAUAAAGACAGUGGAGAGAUUGUUUCGCGCGUAA